AGUCCGUUUAUAUAGCAGGAGCUCCGGGCGCUUUGUACUCAGUUCAUUAAAAACUACUCAGAGAGCACGGUGACUGGAACAGCGCAAGUUAUUCUGUAGCUCAGUUCAAAAGAGAAAGCGAGCCCGGCGAGGCCAGCAGUGGAAAUACUCAGUUUCAAUCCUCUCCGACAACCUUUUCAUUACAACUAUCUUCAAAUUUUCUUGCGGUGUGCACACAGCGGUUGAUUAUGCACUGCCAAGCCGAGUUGAGGCUCUCUUCCCCCGGGCAGCUGAAAGCAGCCAGGCGGCGCUACAAGACUUUCAUGAUUGACGAAAUUCUUUCCAAGGAGACUUGCGAUUACUUCGAAAAACUUUCCCUUUAUUCUGUGUGCCCUUCUCUCAUCGUCCGGCCAAAACCUAUGCACUCAUGUUCUGGCCCUUCCUCACUGCGGGCGUAUCCCCUCCUGUCUGUCAUCACACGCCAGCCCCCCGGCCUGUCCCAGCCCUCUCCUCCCAGCCGGCUGCCCCCCUCCCUGCCCGUGCUCUCUCCCCAGCUUACGCGGGGGCCUGAUGUGGCCCCCAGCGAGACGCCCGUGAGCAUCAGCAGCGAGUCGGAGGCGGAGCAGGGGGCCCUGAGACCGAAGAAGCCUCGCCGCAGCCGAACCAUCUUCACCGAGCUGCAGCUCAUGGGGCUGGAGAAGAAGUUCCAGAAGCAGAAGUACCUCUCCACACCUGACAGGCUGGACCUAGCCCAGUCUCUGGGCCUCACGCAGCUGCAGGUUAAGACCUGGUACCAGAACAGACGCAUGAAGUGGAAGAAGAUGGUCCUUAAAGGGGGUCAGGAGGCUCCCACCAAGCCCAAAGGGCGGCCUAAGAAGAACUCCAUCCCCACCACCGAGGAGAUCGAGGCUGAGGAGCGACUGGCCCGGCUGGCUGAGGAGGAGAGGGCUCGGCGAAACGCUGAGGGCCAGCAGCACCAGCCCCAGGACCUCAGCCCACCGGCAGGGGACGCGGAACCCUGGGCCCCGGCCCAGACCCCUCCCACCGGCCCCGGGCCCCAGCAGCUGCUUGCGCUGCAGCCGGACGUGCGUCCCACCAGCUAAAGGCACCGUCAGCCCGAUUAAGAGGCAGACAGACAACCAGAGACUAGGGCAGACUGGACCAGCUCCAUGCUGAAGGCCUCAGGAACUCAUUCCCCUGCUGAGAGUCUGUUAUGUAGGAUCAGUCCGCUGUCAGAAUGUGUGGAGGAAGAGCGAGCAGCGGCCCACACGCUGUAGAACAAAUACUUUUGGUAAUAAUAUCAUUUUAACAAUGUUCCUUCUCCUUAUGUACAACCAAACAGUGUUUUUAGGUGCACGCAUACAUUCACACACACACACACACACACACACACAUGCACACACACAAACAUACACACAAUAUCAUACUCAAACCAAAAUAUCACACACGUACACACAGGGAAGUUUAUCCAUGAAGAAUGUGAUUACAGCCCAGAUAUUAUAGUGUUUUUUUAUGUAGAGGUCGACGUCCUUUUCUUUUUGGCUUGCCCUGUUCACAGGAUGGAAUCCACUCCAUCCCAGAGUCCUCUGCAGUGUGAGCAUGAAUACUGUGCAAACAUAUGUGUCUCUCCAAAGAUUACAUUGUUAAGGUGCCUUUCUCCCCCAGGGGAAUUUCAAAGUUUUAACGUAAAACAAGUGAGCCAAAAAAACAUUGAUCUAUUAAAGUAUUCAAUGCAGAAAUGCAUUUGCAGAGUAUUUCUGCCCUUUUUUUCUAUGAAAGUGGAGCAAGAAAUUGUGCUUGCUGCUGGCAUUAAGAAUGAGCUGCAGGAAAUUCAAACUGUUUAAAAGUACCUUGUGUAGCCUUAUAACAAGCUCUGGUCACACAGCAGAAGCCAUAGUCUCAGCUUGUUAGUUUUGGUGUGGAGUUUUUUGGACAUUUUCUGUUUGGACUGUAUCUAGAUUAUCAUGUUGGCGAAACCGUAUUGUUCAUUUGAUACAUAGCAAAGCUCAUCACAUCAUUUGCUGGCACUGUAAAACAGUGGCAUUAUAGAAAACAAGAUAUGUUUAAACAAUAUAUAUCCAUAUAUAUAUCUGUAUACGUAAAAUAUUUACAGUUGGAAAGAGGAGUGCGUAGAUGAUCCUUUCUGUCCCCUCGGUUUCUGUUCUGACGCUGGAGGCAGGCUGAUUUCAUGGCCAAGGGGAAAGCCUCUUAAGCUGUCAGAAGCCGAGAAACGAAUAAAUCAGAUCCUCUGCCAGAGCGCCACGGAAACUGCCAAACGCUGAAAAAUGUUUCGGAGAUGUUUUCUGCCGGCGGGCUUUUGCAUGAGCGCCGCGAGAAGCAGAGCUCCUGAUCGACACAGCCGAUUGAGGCCCCGCAAACGCCCUGACAUUAGACCGUCUCCAGCUGCGCGUCAGCGCUUCUGCUUUCCGCCUUGGAGCCCUCCUUCCUCCAGUUUGUUUUGAUUUGUAGUAAAUAAAAAGAAACGAAAGAGAAAAAAACAUUUUUUGAAAAAAAAAGAAAAAGUAUAUUUUUAUUUCAUAUAAAGCCAUAUGAUAUUUUUCUGGUGUAAAUACUACAAUGCUUGUUGGGUAAGCUAACAGCUUGUUUUUUGGAAUGAAAAACAACAAAUGUUUGCUGAGAGUUAAUUAUUUUGUUCCAUUAUUUUGCUGCGUUGAUGUAAUUUCUACUGUAUAUGAGUGAGUGUUUGCAUAUUUAAGUACAUUUAAUAAAAAUGGCUUAAUUCAUUUGUGUGCCCAAAUCCUCUGUAAGUGUCAGUAUUUCAAAAAGGUCUUAGUCACCAUUCGUAAUCCUGUGUGGGAACUUGAAUCAGUGCACAAUAACAAACCUUUCAGUUAAGCUACAGUCGCAAUUGAAUAAAAGGUAAACUAAUCUUCUUGUGUUAAUUGCUGUCAUUACAGGGUUUAAAGUGAUAAGCACUUCUCAGACUGGGAAGAUGGGUGGUGCUUUUCUGUGUAGAAAGCUGUGGCAUAGUUUUCAGUUAAGGGCAUUUAACAAAGGUAGUAGGUUUAUAUCCCAGGUGGGGCUACUGCCUUUGAGCAAGGUUCAGAAUGUGAAGUUAUUCAGAAAACAGCCUACAUACUUGAUUGCAGGAUACUAUAUAAACAAAAAAUAAUUUUCAAUGAAUGCAAGGUGUGUCAGUUGCUGUGGAAGAAUUUAAGUUGCUCUUAAUAAGGCUUUCUGCUAAGCAAAUGCAAUUAUUUUCUAAAUUAUAUAUCUGUGGUUGCUUUCAAGAUCAUGAACACUGCUGAAUACAGAAAUAUUGAUCAGUAACGAUACGUAUUUUUCAUUUUGAAGUUGGAGUCAAUCCCCUUAUCCAGGAAUGUACUGAAAAUAUUGUGAAAUAAACUGUUUGAAAAAAAAAAUUCAAACCUUAUCAAAAUGUUGUCAAUAUAGAAAUCAUUGCUGUUUUCAUAGACUGCAAUAUAUUGCAUUGCUGUAAAAUUGUUUU
Molecule: messenger RNA, 3448 nt
Organism: Anguilla rostrata (American eel)
Lineage: Eukaryota; Metazoa; Chordata; Actinopteri; Anguilliformes; Anguillidae
Gene: barx2
Product: BARX homeobox 2
Exons: 4
Coding region: 228-1082 (284 amino acids)
Biological process (GO): regulation of DNA-templated transcription
Molecular function (GO): DNA binding; DNA-binding transcription factor activity, RNA polymerase II-specific
Source: RefSeq, a predicted model, not a curated record